ACGGAGUGGAGCAUCCUGCCGUCUCUUCGCCCUCUAACCAUCUCAGUUCAGCUGUCAUUACACGAAUGUUGUCAGUUUAGGGUUUCGGUAGUCAGACCGAGGGUUUCGUGGUUACCGUGGCAAUUGAACAGGUAAAUCGUUAAAAUUGACAAAUUGUUUUAACACCACAGGUUGUUAGUUGUGGAAAAACUGGCUGGAGGCGAAGAUGGUCAGGACUGGCGGUGUUUUGAAGUUUGCAGCGCUCAUCUUUGCAUUCCUCCUAGCUGUCUUUCUGGCUUUUCAGCUGCUAGAGAUCAACCUCGACUUCAAACUGAGCAGUGUGAUUUCAAGAUCUAUGCCAGUGAAUGAAGUCUCAGCAAAGCCAGUCAGGUACAAGUGUGGGCUGUCUAAGUCAUGUCCACUUGGACACUUUGCCUUCAAGAUGACGAGUGGAGCGGCCAGUGUGGUGGGGCCCAGAAUCUGUCUGGAGGACAAAUUACUAAUGAGCGGUGUGAAGAACAACGUGGGGAGAGGAAUCAACCUUGCCCUGGUCGAUGGGAAAACAGGGGACGUUAUUAAGACCGACUUUUUUGAUAUGUGGGCAGGAGAUGUGGCUCCCUUAAUUAAAUUCCUCAAGGAAAUUGAUGAAGGGACAAUCGUGAUGAUGGCCUCAUUUGAUGAUCCCUCAACAAAACUCAAUGAUGAAGCCAGGAAGCUAAUUUCUGAUCUGGGUAGCUCAGCUGUCAGUAAUUUGGGCUUCCGCGAUAACUGGAUCUUUGUCGGAGGGAAAGGCAUCAAGACCAAGAGUCCAUUUGAGCAGCAUAUAAAGAACAGUGCAGACACUAACAAAUUUGAGGGAUGGCCCGAGGUGUUGGAGAUGGAAGGCUGCGUGCCUCAGAGGCAGGACUGAGAAGCGUCAUUGUUACAGCGCUCACCCCCCCAAGCUUGUUAUUUUACCUACCAAAACAAGAGCGUUGCAUUAUUGCACUGCUACUGAUGGGAAUGGAUGUCAUAGCCCAGAUUCUUUGGGGGGGCUAAGUUUCCAUUAUCUGCUCCCUGCCUUAAUCUCAUCAUCGAAUUUCUGGUUUUUAACCAACAUGACUUUGUGAUUCCUUUGUUUUUCUUUCAGAGUUGCGUUUAUUUAAAAGACUUUGUAUUAACAGGGUUUGAAGAUGCGUCUUGUCAUGAAAUCAUAACUAAAUGUACCAAAUUCACUGUGAAAUUUGUAAAUAUUUGUUUUUAGGGGAGGAUUUCAAAGAUCCUUAUUUAAUGAGCAUUGUAAUAAUGAUAUAAUUUCUUAAAAUAAAUGGUAUUGUUAGUGA
This is a messenger RNA of Sander lucioperca (pikeperch), 1301 nucleotides long. It is a transcript of the gene fam3c, whose product is annotated as FAM3 metabolism regulating signaling molecule C. The transcript has 10 exons. Bases 206 to 889 code for a protein of 227 amino acids. Lineage: Eukaryota; Metazoa; Chordata; Actinopteri; Perciformes; Percidae. The record is from RefSeq and is a predicted model, not a curated record.